This is a messenger RNA of Puccinia triticina, 381 nucleotides long. RefSeq lists its product as uncharacterized. NCBI's taxonomy places the organism in Eukaryota, Fungi, Basidiomycota, Pucciniomycetes, Pucciniales, Pucciniaceae. The record is from RefSeq and is a predicted model, not a curated record. The transcript is spliced from 5 exons. The coding region runs from base 1 to 381 and encodes 126 amino acids.
AUGAGUCACUCCUCGUUGAACCCCACCAAGGACAUGAUGUCCGGAAUGGAUAGCGGGAUGGAUGACAACAUGAUGAACCGAGACCGUCAAGGGGACGAUCAAGGAUUGAUGGGAAAGAUGGCCUCGAUGGUCGGAGGGAACAAGAACAACGACCAAUCGGGGCAAAACCAGUCCUCGAAGAUGAUGGGCGGCGUCGGCGGCGGCGCGGGCCGAGACUCGAACCGGGGCCAAGAGGCGUCGAUGGGCGACAAGGUGAAGGGCACCUACGAGCAAGCCAAGGGCAAAGUUAUGAAUGACCCGCAUACCGCCCGAAAGGGCGAUAUGCGCAAGAACCCCGGCGGGAAUGACUCGAACGAUUUCAUGACCACCUCCGGCAUCUGA